Molecule: messenger RNA, 5195 nt
Organism: Nothobranchius furzeri (turquoise killifish)
Lineage: Eukaryota; Metazoa; Chordata; Actinopteri; Cyprinodontiformes; Nothobranchiidae
Gene: itgb8
Product: integrin, beta 8
Biological process (GO): cell migration; integrin-mediated signaling pathway; cell adhesion mediated by integrin
Cellular component (GO): focal adhesion; integrin complex; cell surface
Molecular function (GO): integrin binding
Source: RefSeq, a predicted model, not a curated record
CCUCUUCCACUCUACAGCAGGACUUAAACGCGUCGUUGCUAUGGCAUCCGCCUGCCUGAGUCUGUUCAAUGGUUGAAACGCGCUCAUUCUCCUGAACCUGGAGCGUCUUGUGUUGGGUCAGUGUACCGGAGGAGCGUGUCGCCUGAACGCAGCUGCGCGAGACCUGGGAGAGGGUGGGGGGUGGCACACCUGAAAACAGAUGGAGGGAUGGUGUGAAAUUGUCUAACUACGGCUUCACCUUGUCAACCGGGCAGCGCGCUUUGCUAAACUCCUCUGACCCGGUGAUGUGAGGAGGUAACCGGGGUUAGAGAGACGUCUCUCUCUGCUUUAUUUCUCUUUAAGUGAAGGACAAUGUCGACGCGACAGUCCCGGCUUUUGUUCGUGCGGCCGUGGACGCACGGAUCUGAGUUUGAUCCGGUUCCUUCUCCUUGAAUCGUGGACAGGAUGACGUGCCGGCCGCCCCGCAGCGACCCUCGUCUGUGCGUCCUGCUCUGCUGCGCGGUGCUCGCAGUCUGCGCUGCAGCUUCCAGUACCGGAGCUGGUGUGUGUCAGUCGCCCGGUGUUGCCUCAUGCACAGACUGCCUCUGCCGUGGACCUCAGUGCGCCUGGUGCUUCCAGAAGGACUUCCUGUACGGUUCUGAGCCCAGCCGUCGCUGUGACCUGCCAGAAAACCUACGCAGGAGAGGCUGCGGGUCAGAGUUCAUAGAGCAGUCUGAGGUCAAGGUGGAGAUCAACGCUACACUCAGUGGCACGCAGGUGUCACCACGAGGCAUCAGUAUCACCCUGAGACCUGGGUCUCAAGCCAGUUUCAUGGUAGCGGUGAAGCAGCUGCAGCGCUAUCCUUUGGAUCUGUACUACCUGGUGGACGUAUCAGCCUCUAUGCAGGAAAACCUCAAUCAUCUGAAGACGGUCGGCGUGGCGCUGUCUCUUCGUAUGACGGAGCAUACCUCAGACCUCUGGCUGGGUUUCGGCUCGUUUGUUGACAAACCCGUCUCCCCUUACAUCAGCGUCCAUCCUUCUAAGAUCAACAACCCCUGCAGCGAUUACGAGAUCCGCUGCCGUCCGGCCCACGGUUUCCAUCACGUCCUCAGCAUGACAGGCAACAUGAGCGAGUUUACGCGUGUGAUCAAACGCCAACGCAUCUCUGGGAACAUGGACACACCUGAGGGAGGCCUAGACGCCAUGCUGCAAGCUGCCGUCUGUCAGAAUGCGGUGGGAUGGCGGCCAGAGGCGAAGCGUCUGUUGCUCCUGAUGACCGACCAGCCAUCUCACCUCGCCCUGGACAGCAGACUAGGGGGGAUCGUUGUCCCACACGAUGGCCAGUGUCACCUGGAGAACAACGUCUACACUGGAAGCACCAGGAUGGACCAUCCCAGUUUGGGCCAGCUGUCUGACAAGCUACUAGAAAACAACAUUCACUCAGUCUUUGCAGUGGAGAAGCAGCAGUAUCAGUGGUAUGAGGAACUUGUCCAGCUGCUUCCUGGGUCCUACUUGGGAAAGUUGGGUAUCUUCCAGGCUCCAAACCUUAUAGAUCUGGUGGUGGAUGCAUACAAGAGGUUGCUGUCAGAGGUUGCAGUGUCGGUGUCAGUGGAGGACUUGGCACUCAGCAGGUUCUGGGUGUCCGUCUCUCCUAUUUGCCCCCAAGGAUCCACCAGAAAGGACCAAAGCUGCUCAGGAGUGCAGCCAGGCCAGACGGUCUACUUCAACAUCACCAUUGGCCAACACGCCUGCUCUGCUGAUGGUAAAGACAACGAUGUAGUGGUGCUGGUUCACCCAGUGGGUUAUAAUGAGUCCACCGUCGUCAGAGUCCACUCCAAAUGUGGCUGCAAGUGUAGACCAACAGGACGCUGUAAUGAAGAUGUCCAGUCACCCUGCAGCAGUCAGGAGCUCAGACCAGAUCACGGACAUUUAAAAGACCUAAACAUUGAUCCGAACAGGAGCUGCAGAGCAGAUGGGUGGAAUGUAGACUGUAGCAGCCGUGGAGUGUGUGAAUGUGGGAAAUGUGUCUGUGAGCAGAGCAGACUUGGGCUGAUCUUCGGGAAAUACUGUGAGAUGGAUGACUUCUCCUGCCCGUACAAUCGGGAGCUUCUGUGUGGUGGCCACGGAGUGUGUGUGUCAGGGGAAUGUGUAUGCCAGGAAGGGUGGACGGGUGAAAGCUGUGGAUGUCCCACCUCCCCAACAACCUGCCAGUCACCAGAUGGCUUCAUUUGCAGUGGGCAGGGCAAGUGUGUGUGUGGCAAGUGUGUGUGUGAUGACCCUCAACAUUCUGGAGAGUUCUGUGAAGGAUGUCGCAUUUGCCAAAUCAAACGGGAGAUUUGUAAGAACGUGGACUGCUCCCACUCACUAAAAGGAGCGGAGCACUGCAACAUCACCUGUGCUCAAUUGGUUGGCCCCAUAGAGGAUCUAUCAGAGCGUGUCAGCAGCGGCCGACUGCUUGGAACGUUCCUGAGUGUAUGUGUCCUGACGGUGCUGUGUGGCCUGGUGGUGGUGGCGGUGUCACAGCUACUGAUGCAGAAGAGGGCGAGGUCACCAGGGGGCGCCUCUGCAGAGGGAGGCUACCACUGCACUGGGAAGGAUGUGUCCUAUAUCCCUACAACCAAUGAGAAAACGGUGACCUACAGGAGGGACCGCCCACCCGACCACCUUCUGGAGAUGCACAUACAGGUCCCUAAGAUGCCCCUGGGUGACCUCUGGCAGUACUGACAGCAGGAGCUAGACAUGGACAUCUGAAGGGAAGCAGCAAGGACACUCGAAAGGAGAGCUUGACCUAAAAACUUAUUUUCUUCUUAAAGGGGCCAUAUCAUGCAAAAUCCACCUUUUGGAGCUUUUUACCAUGUGGUAUUGUUUCCUCGUGAAAAAAUAACCCCAACCUCGUUUUUGGCUGCAUUCAUGCAUUUUCCUGUCUCAGCGGCAAGUUUUCAGAUUCUUGACGGACCCACAUAACCGUCUCCGUGAAGCUGGUCCCGGUCUGAAACACGCCUGCCCUGGAAGGAGGACGCUAAUGCCCACUCUCUCUGAGUUGUGAGAAUAGACCAGUUGAUUUUAUUGCUGCAGCUGAAAAUGUUUAGUCUGACCUUCAAGUCACUAAGUACUGCUUUAAACCUCCACCGGUACCAAAGGGAAUUUUCUGACAAAUGACUUCUGCGUUGGGGAUAAACACUGUCGUAAAAACAUGUGUUCUGUCCACAAAAACACACGUAAUGGCCAGCUCAGGAUGUGUGUGUUAGGUGACUAGAACUUUAUAAUAGCUGUGGUGGUUUAGUGGAUAGAGCACCUGCCUUGCGUGCUGAUUGGUUAGCACCUUACAUCAACUCUCCGUCUCAGCAGUAGCAGUCUUUUUUAGCUACACUUGCCAGUGUUACGCUUUCAGCGCUUUAUUGGGAAACAGUUUUAAAUAUAAGACUAAUCUUUUUUUUUCACUUUUUUUGUUUAGCCAGUGGGAGUCCAUGUGAGGUGAGCAGAGUAGAUCGCUGCUUGGAAAUGACCAAAUUCAAAGAUCUUUAGAGACACAAAACAUUUAGCAGAAAAUAAAACAAAAAAUAUAAGAAUUGAAAUCUGCUUCUGCUGGCUAAACUAAUUACUGUCAACACCGGGAGUCGUACAGGUGUCGGGACAUGCAGAAAGAAGGCAACAGGUAGAUGCUUUAACCGCUAGACCACCAUGCAGCUGUUGUACGGACAUUUUAUCAGAGACGGUGUGGACGGAGCACCAGGCGUUUUCUUCCUAUUCGUUGCUUCUUUGUGGCCAACGUUUUUGCGGAUUAUGUCAUGAAUGGGUGGAGUUCACAUGGGUGGAGGCGGGGUUUCACUUAAUGCAAGCAUUUGAGUUCCAGGUGCAAGUACAGGAAGACAAAAGUAACUAAUAUUAAAGAUAAAAGGACAUCUCAGUAGUGCCAACGGUAAUAUUUGAUCAUAUGUUGUGCCUGCCUUUGCUCUCAAAGGUUUAGAAUAGCAUGAUCUGGCUCCUUUAAAUAAUGGUGAUCGAGCUACAUGUGGACUACCCGAGGAAGGUAGAUCAGACUGUGAAGCCUCCAUGAAAUCAGAUUUGACCAAGCUAGUACAACUCCAGUGGCCAGUAUCCUCUGAUUCGUGAUUUCAAAAAGCACAAAGGCCCUCACUGAUUCCUCCUCAGGGUGCUGACUAUUUCUACAGAAGAAUAGAUGAUUAUUUGUUGAUUUUACUGUUUGAGCCAUAUGCUCUAACUUGUGUGUGUGUGUGUUUGUGCGCGCGAGCUCUAUUUAUGACGUAAUUGUGAAAACACUACAUUUUAGAUGUUUAAGAGACCUCCAACUGCAUCGUCUCUCUGUCUUUGUCUGCCCUCGUGUGGUCAAUACGAGGUAUGACAUGUUUUCCCUAGACAAACUGACCUCUGAUCUGGUGCCUUGGUGACACCAGUGACUCUCAAUGCCUUUAUUAUUACCUUUUCCAAGCCAUUUGUGGGAUUAUUCUAGUGUUUUAAAUGUUCUUUUGUCUUGUUACAAUCGAUCCCAUUCGCAAAUAAUGUAUUUAAAUUUAGUUUCCGUCUAAUGAAAAACUGCUGCAUGUUCUUUACAGUCUGGUGAAACUUGUACUCGUUGUGUUGUACUACUGACAACUGGGACAGGAGAGCUGUGGCAGUGUCUGUGAGCUCAUUUGGGGCAUUAGAAGUCAUCUGUGUGCAUCUGAAGCUAACAAGUCCACCUGAACACUGGAAGACUCUCAUUCAUAUUUGUGUGUAACCAAACAGAAGAAGGUGUGACCUCAUUGCCAUGCCCCUGAUGAUUCCAAAACCAUCUAAACAAGUAGAAGAUUUAAAGCAGGAAUCUGCUUUUUCCACGUGGACGUUCAUGCUACAGAGAUCGCCAGAAUCCUGAGUGAGAAGAAAGCUUCUUCUCAUGGGUUAACUUUUUAGAGCUUUCUAGAUUUACUGUAAAAUGGGAAACACUACUCGUUGUUUGUUUUGAUCAUGCUGUAGGAUAUUUGAACUCAUUAGUAUUACUGGAUGAUGGAUAUGCAGGUAUUUAUAUAGGCUGUGGACAGUCUAACCUUAAGAGGUAUUUAGCAAUAAGGUACCUUUGUUAAUCAUCUCAUCUGUUUUGGUACUGACUUGUGUUUUUGUUUGAGUUCUUUAAGUUAAAGCAGCGUCUCUAGAUUGUAAUUUAAUGUUACUGUUUGACAGUUUAUAUAAAAUAAAACGUGCAGAUUUUUCUCUUUUAA